Messenger RNA from Cyanistes caeruleus (blue tit), 1858 nucleotides. The record is from RefSeq and is a predicted model, not a curated record. NCBI's taxonomy places the organism in Eukaryota, Metazoa, Chordata, Aves, Passeriformes, Paridae.
GGAGAAGCCCCAAAGAGAAACAGAGAUGGCCAAAUUGACAGAGUCGAUGACCAACGUCCUGGAAGAAGACUCAAUGGAGCAGGACAUCGAGAGCCCUGUCACUAUCCAUCAACCAAAGUUACCCAAACAAGCGAGAGAGGAUCUGCCAAAAAACAUCAGCAAAGAAUGUGCCAAGAGAAAAAUCCAGAGGUACGUUCGGAAAGAUGGGAAAUGCAACGUCCACCACGGGAAUGUCAGAGAGACUUACCGGUACUUGACUGACAUCUUCACCACCCUGGUGGAUCUCAAGUGGAGGUUCAACCUGUUGAUCUUUGUCAUGGUUUACACGGUGACCUGGCUCUUCUUCGGCAUGAUCUGGUGGCUCAUUGCCUACAUGCGAGGGGACAUGGAUCACAUAGGGGACAGCACGUGGACCCCCUGCGUCAGCAACCUCAAUGGGUUUGUCUCAGCCUUUUUAUUCUCAAUCGAGACCGAAACCACCAUUGGGUACGGUUACCGGGUCAUCACGGACAAGUGUCCCGAGGGAAUUAUCCUGCUUUUAGUGCAGUCUGUCCUAGGUUCUAUCGUCAACGCCUUCAUGGUUGGCUGCAUGUUUGUGAAAAUAUCCCAACCCAAGAAGAGGGCAGAAACCUUGGUUUUUUCUACAAACGCAGUCAUUUCCAUGCGGGAUGGAAAGCUGUGUCUGAUGUUCCGAGUAGGAGACCUUAGGAAUUCACACAUUGUAGAGGCAUCAAUACGAGCCAAGUUGAUCAAAUCCAAACAGACAAAGGAGGGGGAAUUUAUACCACUCAACCAGACAGAUAUCAACGUAGGUUAUUACACAGGGGAUGAUCGUCUCUUUUUGGUUUCACCACUGAUCAUCAGCCAUGAGAUUAACCAGCAGAGUCCUUUCUGGGAGAUUUCCAAAGCCCAGUUGCCCAAAGAGGAGCUAGAAAUUGUUGUAAUCCUAGAAGGAAUGGUGGAGGCAACAGGGAUGACCUGCCAGGCUCGCAGCUCCUACAUCACGAGUGAGAUCCUCUGGGGCUACCGCUUCACCCCCGUCCUCACGCUGGAGGACGGCUUUUAUGAGGUUGACUACAACAGCUUUCAUGAAACCUACGAGACCAACACCCCCGUUUACAGUGCCAAAGAGCUGGCAGAGAUGGCCAGCCGAGCAGAACUGCCCCUGACCUGGUCUGUUUCCAGCAAGCUGGACCAACACGCCGAGCUGGAAACGGAGGAGGAGGAAAAGAACCAAGAAGACCAAAACGAAAGAAACGGAGACGUGGCCAACCUGGAGAAUGAGUCCAAAGUGUAGAACCAGGGGAGAAAUAAAGGCCACUCCACCUCCUUUAUCUCCUUCCUCUCUGCUCCCUGUUUCUUUCUGCGACACGCCUUUAAUAUUUUUCUUUUCCUGUUACUGGUAAAUCACGGAAAAUAAACUUUAGACGCAGAAUUCCAAUUUCGACCCAAGAGAUUCCCAGACUAAGCAAAGGCGUGAGUUAAAGCUGCAACACCCAUCAGGGAGGGUGGAAUCUCCCCCUGGCAGUGACUGAUGGCACCUCUCCAGUGCAGACCUCCAGGUUUAUCCACAUCAACAACACAAAAACCAAUCCCUGAACGCGAAGGAAAUGUAUGCAAGGGAUUUAAAAGGAGAGACUAAUUAAUGUUCAUCAAAGCCAAGGGGCCAAGUCCUCCUUGGACUGAGGAUUUUAUGUAUUUCAGGACACUUUCACAGACUGGGUGACAGUGGAAUGGGCCUUGCAGCUUUAAAAGGAAGGUGAGCAGAGGGACCUGCAAUCCCACACGACCCUGUACAUAUGCCUUAUGUAACUAUUUCUCUCUACAUUUAGUAAUAAACGCCGCAUGUACAAAAGUA